Molecule: messenger RNA, 939 nt
Organism: Fusarium pseudograminearum CS3096
Lineage: Eukaryota; Fungi; Ascomycota; Sordariomycetes; Hypocreales; Nectriaceae
Exons: 1
Coding region: 1-939 (312 amino acids)
Biological process (GO): fungal-type cell wall polysaccharide metabolic process
Cellular component (GO): fungal-type cell wall
Source: RefSeq, a predicted model, not a curated record
AUGCGCCAGUCACUGUUUUAUCACUUUUUAUAUCUCUGCGGAGCUGUCGAGGGAGUUGAUCUCUCAUCAAAACGAGGCCUCGCUUUCCAUGGAGAUGAUCACGAGGCCGAUAACAAGCUUCUCACUUCAAACAACUCGGAAAUCGCGUGGUAUUAUACCUGGUCCCUCUGGCCUUCACAACAAAUCGGAAACUCUCUACCAUUUCUUCCGUUAAUCCACGGUCUCGAUGACGCAUCAGACUCAGAACUUCAAAAUCGUCUAAAUAAUCUUCCCGACUCGUCAACUCACCUCCUCACCUUUAACGAACCAGACGGCGAAACUGACACCGGAGGAAGUGGCAUUUCACCCAAAGAUGCAGCAAAGGCUUAUAUGAAAAACAUCGUUCCAUUAAGAGACACAAAGCGCGAAUGGUCGAUAAGCCAUCCCAGUGUUACUGGCUCACCACGAGGCUUGGAGUGGCUGCGCGAUUUUAACGAAUCAUGCUACGAUAUCGACGACAAGGGUUGUCCCACGGAUUUCAUCGCUGUGCAUUGGUACGGCGACGCCGUGGGCUUGGACAACUGGCUCAACAGCCUUCGCGACUUUUACAAUGAGACUGCGCCUGAUGCGCCGUUCUGGAUCACGGAAAUGGCUCUCCCGAAAGAGGACGAAGAAGCAACAUUUGCUAUGAUGAACGAGACUCUACCGAAUUUGGACAAGAGAAAAGAUGUUGAAGCGUAUGCGUGGUUUGGAGCGUUUAGAAAGAAUGACGCCAACGAAUGGACUGGAAAGAAUGUUGCGCUGUUUGAUAGCGAUGGAGGUUUGACAAAGCUUGGUGCUGAGUAUUUGGGCGGUGAAGAGAAGGGUUUUGAAGAGGGAACGUCAGAGGGAAUUGUGAGGAUGCCUUCGAUGGGGUUUUUGGGAGUUGCUAUGUGUGCAGCGGCUAUUUAUUUGUGGUGA